This is a messenger RNA of Nilaparvata lugens (brown planthopper), 2929 nucleotides long. Its product is annotated as angiopoietin-2. The record is from RefSeq and is a predicted model, not a curated record. The coding region runs from base 103 to 1908 and encodes 601 amino acids. The transcript is spliced from 10 exons. Lineage: Eukaryota; Metazoa; Arthropoda; Insecta; Hemiptera; Delphacidae.
UGCAGAGAGCAGUACCUGUUCAACGUGUUCGAGGUGAUAGUAUCGACUCUCGAAUCGAAACUGCAGCGAAUCGAGAAUCUCGAUAAAGCUGUGGAGCAUCUGAUGCGCAGAGUCGAGGCGCUCGACUCUCGAGUCACAGACAACAUCGAUAAAACCGAUUCGAUAAUAUCGAAACUGAGGACUCUCGAUUUGAAGCUGUUCCAGCCUUCCGGGGAUCCAACGAACAUUGAUAUCAGGCUGUUGUCACUGGAUCAGAAGGUAAACGACAUCGACUCAAAACUGGUGACCUUGAAGAAUCAGCUGGAUUCUAACUUCCUGCCAGCUGAUGACUUCAAUGCAGAGGCUUCGGAAAAGAAGCCAAUCAGCAUGAACGUAGUGGAUGUGUCCAAGCUGAUAGGCAGUGAGUUAGACUCGCUUCGCACGUCGACGGCCAACGUGGACCGCAAGCUGCAGUUCCACAUCAACCUGGUGUCGGAGAACCUGGGCAAAAUCCUCGGCAUGAUGACGGAUGUGCAUGAGGCCGUAGUGGAACCGGUUAUCAUACACACUGGACAACCGCAGGCUUUUAGGAACAGGACUACCCCAACUACCCCAGCCACAACGGUAAUCAAGAACAGCAAACUAGACAAGCUAGUCCGCCAGAUGCACCCGAUACUGAGCGUUUCAAACAAAAUGGACGAGGUAUGGGACGUAGUAGUAGGUACAAAAAGCUCGGUAGAUGACCUAGUUCCGAAGUCGGACGAAUUACUGACUCAGACACAGCGACAGGAGAGAGCCAUCAGCGACAUCCACGCCGACCUCCGCCUCACCACCAACAAGAUCAUCACCAACCUGGAUGUCGUCGAGAAGCGACUCAAGAAGCAGGAGGAUGAUGUAGUCACCCUCAGCCAAAGGCCGGUGCCUGCUGAGUUGCUGCUCGAUCCCACCAUUGAUAGGCUGGUGGAGUUUGGCAGUCAGAAUAAAUACCUAGUGGCCCAACAAGAGGACAGCCUCAGUUCGAACAACCAGAGCCCGAUAACCGAUGUGCCACCCCCGAUCACAAUCACCACCCCCGGAGGGGUGGGCGGGUCCACUGCCACCCCUUCGCCACCACCUCCCGCCCCCGGGGGCAGUGCCGCCAAGCAGAUUCGCAACCGCAACGUCAUCUUUCCCAGUGUCAAGAAUAAGCCUUCGCCCGCCAACACUACAUUCACCACUGAUAUUAUCCCAAGUAUCAAGGAUGUUAAGGGGUAUUCCUGUCUAGAUCUGUUGAAUGCUGGCAUGAGGCAUUCAGGAGUUUACUACCUGCAGAUAAGGGGCACAACCUACUGGUUCCUCAAGGUAUUCUGCGAACAAGAGGUUGCUGAAGGAGGGUGGACGGUGAUUCAAAGACGUGACGACCUGGGAGAGCCAAGAGAAAACUUCAACCGAGAUUGGGCCGACUACAAGAAUGGAUUCGGAGACCCAGGCAAGGAGUUCUGGAUGGGAAAUGAAAACAUAUAUAUGCUCACCAACAACGAGGACUAUAUGCUAAGGAUUGAGUUGGAGGACUUUGAGGGAAAUAAGAGAUAUGCGCAGUAUUCGCACUUCAAGAUCUAUUCAGAAGCUGAGUACUACAAACUGGAGAUAGACGGCUAUGAAGGCAAUGCAGGGGACUCACUCAAUGAUCCCUGGUAUGGCAGUAACAACAGUCCAUUCUCAACGUACAACAGAGACAAUGACCGUUCGAGCCUCAACUGCGCGUCUAUGCUGAAGGGAGGAUGGUGGUGGAAGUCGUGUGGAAGGGGGCUCAAUGGACUCUAUCUAAACGACCCUCAAGAUAUCACUGCCAGACAAGGUAUUGUGUGGUUCAGGUGGAGAGGAUGGGACUACACGCUCAAGAAAGCCAGUAUGAUGAUCAAACCAAAAGGCUCCAUUAGUUCAUCGUAAGAGACGCGACGCCAUUUUGAGAAAGAAAACAACAAAUAAAAUACGCCUUAAAUCAUCUAGGAAGAUGUAAACACAGGCAACAAUUUAAACAAACAAAAUCAAAGCUAUUACAAACAAAAAUUUACAAUCCCGGUGGUUAUGAACCAAAAAAUUUAGUUUUUCAUCUGAAGUCAGAAGAUUGGAGAUGUUCAAUUUUUUUCAACAGGAAUGAGAAGAAUUUGGAGAUAACUAUUAGAGUGUUAAGUUGUUAUUACCUACUUAUUAUUUAAAAUUAGUUGAACAUUUUAUAAAAUGUUAUUUAUCAUAACUGUUGUUAGGAUGUUAUCCCUUUGAAACAGAGUAAUAUCAGGUCCAAUUUUCAAUUCUCUUUGUGAGAAUUACUUCAAAUUUUGGAAGUGAAAAUGAUGUAAUAGCUUAAACAAGAGUAAUAAUUGGAUGAUAAGCAAUAUGGAAUAUCUAUGAAUUAAAUCUGUAUUGUUUUGAUUUCUAAUUAUGAAUCAAUUGAAGUAUUAAACAAUAAUAUUAAUACAUGAUUGUAUCGUCUACAGUUUAUAAUAUUUGUGAACUUGAAUUAAAAUUAUACAUCUAUAGUAAAUAAUGAAACGAAAUUAUAUAAAGGAAUUUAAUCAACCACAAAAAUUACAAACAAACGAAUAAACUAUUAUAAUUCAAUUUACGUAUGGUUUAACACUGAAAUAAACCAACCAAUUUUAUUGAGUUUAUAACAAAACAAAUAUGAAUUUUGUGAUUUAUUCUCAUUUUUGGGAAUGAAUUAUAAUUACCAUAUCUGAAUCCUGCUCAGUUUUGUAUGAUACAUGAAAGAUAUAAAACAUACUAUAUCCUAAAAGCUUUUAGGGAAAGCUUUUUCAAUAUUUUUUGAAAAGAGUACCGUAUUAAAUUCUGUAUUUUAAGUUUAAACUAGUAUUUAUUUUGUUUGUAUUGUUUUUUACCAAUAAAAUGUCUAUCCUUUGUUGGAUUAAGAUUUUUAAUACUAAGAAACGUAGGAGAAUUUCAAUUUUUU